Molecule: messenger RNA, 738 nt
Organism: Dendrobium catenatum
Lineage: Eukaryota; Viridiplantae; Streptophyta; Magnoliopsida; Asparagales; Orchidaceae
Exons: 4
Coding region: 81-611 (176 amino acids)
Cellular component (GO): chloroplast
Source: RefSeq, a predicted model, not a curated record
AAAAAUGCUCCCGUUAUCUCCAUUCUCACCAAAAUCGCAAGCUCGCCUUAUUCACGGUACCAAAGGCCAAAGCUAUUGCAAUGGCGAUCAUCUCCAUGUUCUCCUCUUCUCUCUCCCUACGACCUCAUGGAUGUCCCUCCGCUCCGCUCCACCCUUCCUCCUGUUGCGUUAGAAGAGCGUCAGUGGGUUACCGUUAUCGGUCUCUACAGAAGAAGACUGCUUUGAAAAGAAUAGUUAGGGCAGUAGCGGAGGAGGAAACACUAGCUUCGGAAGCAGAGCCUACGCCGAAAGUGGAGCGGACGCCCUCCGCGGAGCAAGCUGUUACUGUUCCAGUUUCGCCCUCGGAUUUGCUAACAAUGUUCUUCAAGGCUGAGGGAACUAUGGACGACACGGCAAUAUCAAAACUCUCCAAUGCUUUAGAGGGGAAGGAAGGUGUCGGUGAUUUGAAGGUGCAAAACCUAGAGGGAAUUGCAAGCGUUGAGUUGACACAACAGACAACAGUACAAGCUACAGGCGUUGCCUCAAAUUUGGUCGAGAUUAUACAAAGUGCAGGCUUCAAGUUGCAGACUCUUAGUUUGAGUUUUGAAGAUGAGGAAGAUGGCAUUAACUAAAUUAUGUACAUUGAACUUUUGUGCUAUCUGUUCUAUUUAUCUUUCUUUCUCUAUUUUUUUUUAUUGUAAUGACUUUAGAUCAUAGCAUUUAUCUUCUAUCAAAUAUUGCUUUCUGUUCUUAUAGUUC